Penicillium mononematosum is the source of this 942-nucleotide messenger RNA. RefSeq lists its product as uncharacterized. Lineage: Eukaryota; Fungi; Ascomycota; Eurotiomycetes; Eurotiales; Aspergillaceae. The record is from RefSeq and is a predicted model, not a curated record. The transcript has 2 exons. The coding region runs from base 1 to 942 and encodes 313 amino acids.
AUGGAAAAGAUGAGUCGCUUACGCCCAGUAUCCGACUCUCUGGAAAAUGUUGGAUUUGUGUCAAAGGGGGAUAAGAAACUGUUGGACUAUAAGACUCAGACGCAGUACUUCGACAAAAUAGUCGAUCGAUAUAUGCGAUUUUGUGCCAAUCACUCCAAAGACCUCGAUGCAGCAUUAGGCUCCCUUCCAACAAGUCCUUCAAACGAUGCGACUUCAAACCCGCCCGCUUCCCGGUCGCCCUUGAAAUUAAACCCCGCACAGAAGGGUGUCCCGCCACCAUCAACAGAGCUAUCCACACUCCUUCUCUCCCUUCGGAAGCUGCGCGAAGCCGUUCUGGCAACAGCUACGACUACACCCGCAGAAUUCUCACAGCGAGUCCAUGUCUUCUCUAUUCGCCUGUCCAUUCUCGCGCAUCACCCACCGUCAUACUUCCCCUCCCUACGAUACGUUCUGGAUAAACUACACUCCACAUCUCACCCACUACCCGGCGCUGAAGCCAGUGAGCUGGUCACAUACUUGAUUCUUGAUUAUGCCUGUCGCCAGGGAGAUAUGAGAGCGGCGUUUGAACUGCGUGCUCGGGCGCGGAAGGAGCAUUCCUAUCAGUCACAGACAGUGGAUAAGGUUUUGGCUGCCUUGAUGCACGAUAAUUGGGUCGUGUUCUGGCAAUUACACAACAGUGUGGAUUCUCACAUCCGCGCAGUGAUGAAUUGGGCCGCAGACCGAGUUCGCAGGCAUGCGCUCAAGGCUGUGGGUAGUGCCUAUCUCAGCGUGCAUAUCAGCUGGAUUUUGGGUGGCUGCACAGGAGACGAACAGAGUUGGACAUGGGAGAAAUUGGUUGAGCAAGAGAAGCUCCGCUGGGAACGGGAAGGUGAUAGGAUUAUCAUCAAACGACUGAAGCAGAGGGCCCCUCCCAAGCCUGAGCCAAGCGCAUCGAAUGCCUGA